AUGUUUUCAAAUAUUAUAUUGAGCGAUUCUCUUGUAUCGCCUGAUAACGGCAUUAAAAACAUCUACAGAAAGUUUCAAAAUUUGUUGGGACGCGGAAUAGACGAUAACAGUGAUAAAAUAAAUGACGACAUGUUGUCUGCUAGAGCAAGCACAGUAGCAUCUGACGACAGUUUUAUAACACCAGUUUCUUCGGUUGAUGAUUUGAUGGCAAUGUCACCAAAACGAUUAAAUGACUGCUCCGAACAAAGACAUGAAACCAGCGAUCUUCUGACGGGGUCUGAUUUUGAUAGUGUUUGUGAUAUAACAAUGAAAGAGCCCACGACAGACGACAUGUUUAUCGACGCAAAUAGCUUGGAUUAUCUUGUCAAAUGUGCAGAAUCGAACAGAUAUCAUAGCCAUAUAGAUCGCGGCAAGGAGAGUUUAUUUGUGAAAUUCGAUCCUUUGUAUGCCAGACAAAAGCUUGAGGAUGCACUCUCUGUUCAAAGUGAUUCCAUAGUUGAUUCGUCUGAGUGUGAUGUCGGCUAUGAAACUGGAAGUACAGUGUCAGUUUUUACUGACAAUCAUGUUGCACUACCGAAACACUCUGUAUCAACUGGUUCAAUUCCUUUAUUCAGUGCAAAAGAUAAACCCAUGCAAGUAGUUCCACCUGUAGUAAACAGUGAGAUUCCCAAGUCCAAUAUAAAUCAAAUAAGGUCAACCCCUGCUCUAGUGAGAAGUGUGUCUGCCAUCUUGACUCCCACUCGAGUGGCAACAGAGAGACUUAUUAGUAUAUCAGGUACUACUCCUCCUACCGCCGCACCCAGAAGCCCACGCUACCAUAACCACAGUCAUCAUCACAAUUAUACUUUUCAUGAAACUGACCAUUUACAUUCACUUAAAGUCAUCCUUCAGAAACAAGAUAGAGAGGUGCUACAGUUGAGACAAGAAAACAGAGAACUAAAGAGUUCACUGCAGGACAUGGAACACAAAUAUUCCAGAGUUGUUGAAGACUUGGAAUCUAAAGUGAAGAAAUUGACAGAUGAAAAAGAUAAUUCCCUUCAGAAGGAGCAUAAACUACUAGAACAAAUACGUGACAAAAUUUUAAGCAACAAACAAAUGAGUAUUGUUAUGGAGGAGUAUGAGAAAACUAUCUCAUCUUUAAUUGAAGAGCAACAAAGAGAGAAAAUUUUAAACCAGGAACUCAUAGAGAAAGUCACAGCUGAAAGAGAUGAAGCUUUGAAUCAUCUCGGAAAUAUGGAGAGUUCAUUCAAUGAUCUUCUUGCCAAGUAUGAAAAAUGUAAAACUGUGAUAUUAGAAACAAAAGAGAGAGAAAAAGUUUAUGAGCAGAAAAUGUUAGAGUACCAGACUGCUGUGAAGAAAUAUGAGGACCUAUAUGGCAAUCUUAAGCAGGUCACUUCGGAUGCACUAACUAAAGCUAAUGAAACUUUAGAUAACCUCAAGAAGAAUUAUAGUAUUGAAACAACUAAGCUAAAUGCUACUGUAAAGAAACAUGAGAUUACAAUAGCAUCAUUGCAGGAAUCAUUGGUCCAGAAAACAAGAGACAAUGAAGAACUAAUGAGGUUGUAUGACCAGCUAAUUAGUGAAGUACAUUAA
Arctia plantaginis is the source of this 1593-nucleotide messenger RNA. Lineage: Eukaryota; Metazoa; Arthropoda; Insecta; Lepidoptera; Erebidae. The record is from the annotation of a GenBank genome assembly.